AGCACUCCUAGCUGACAGUAUUCCCUUUUGGGUGUGGCCUGUUAGCUAUUCCCGAUUGCUACCCGUUGAAGUGAUUAGUGAUUAUAUGCUGGUGUAGUUUUGAUUAGUAUUUUAACUGCUAUAUAAAGAAAAAAAUUAUUUUGCUUUAUUCUUAAACAUAUGCAUUCCAGUGUAUGUGCAUUAUGUUGUGCAACUGUGAAAAACGUAUUUGUGUAUAUAAUUUUUAACAAAUUCAUUGCAUUUAUACGUAUAUAUAAAAAGGAUAUAGAUCUGAAGGCUUGGGUACCCGCUAUCGAGAAUUAAAUAACAAUUAUUCCAAGAGUUACCUUUUUGAUAGAAUUGUGGUAUACAAUAUCGUUUUAUUUAUAUUUAAAGAAACAAAGGCUAUCUUUAUACUUACAUCUACAUCGAAGUCCUAGUGUGAAGCCUGAAUUAGAAAAACCAUAUAUAGGAGUUUCAAAUGAGUAAAUAAUUUGUCGUUAAUGGCGAGCGAGAUAGUUUGGCGACUUUUCCGAAGAAUACCAAGAAUAUUUUGACACCAGUUGCCUUUGCCGUCUCUGCCGGUUCCUAUUGUAGUUACUACCGUCGUGUUACAAUUCAUGGAUUUCUAUUACGGUGAUCAAAUUAGAUAAUAUAAACUCAAUAAUUCCGAGCAUUGUAAAAGUAGAUAAUAUUGAAGUUGAUUAUAAGUAUUAACAGAUUUUACGGAGUAUGGGCCAACAGUGAACUACUCUUCAUAAGAAAAUAUUACGUUCAGUCUAUUGAGGACAAAUACUCUGUUUAAAUUAUAUUUGGAGUAGUCUUACACUCAUCGAUACAGCAGAUCAUUAUGAAUGAAUUAGAUGCUCUACGCCAAGAGGCGGAAACUCUAAAAAAUGCUAUCAGGGAUGCAAGAAAAAAUGCUUGCGACACCACUCUUGUUCAAGCAACAACUAGCAUGGAACCAAUUGGGCGGAUACAAAUGCGUACGAGACGUACCCUACGAGGUCAUUUAGCCAAAAUAUAUGCCAUGCACUGGGGAAGUGAUUCCAGGAACUUGGUCUCCGCAUCACAAGAUGGUAAAUUAAUUGUAUGGGAUAGUUAUACUACUAACAAAGUCCAUGCUAUACCACUACGUUCAUCUUGGGUAAUGACUUGCGCAUAUGCACCAUCUGGAAGCUAUGUUGCCUGUGGUGGACUAGACAAUAUUUGUUCAAUAUAUAGUCUCAAAACAAGAGAAGGAAAUGUUCGAGUUAGCAGAGAGCUUCCAGGACAUACCGGUUAUCUUUCAUGUUGUCGAUUUCUUGACGACAAUCAGAUUGUUACUAGCUCGGGAGAUAUGUCAUGUGCCCUAUGGGAUAUUGAAACUGGUCAACAAUGUACAUCAUUCCUUGGUCAUACAGGUGAUGUUAUGUCGUUAUCAUUAGCACCGGAUAUGCGUACAUUUGUUUCUGGUGCAUGUGAUGCCAGUGCUAAGCUCUGGGAUAUUCGUGAAGGAUCAUGUAAGCAGACUUUUCCAGGACAUGAAAGUGACAUAAAUGCCGUGACGUUCUUUCCGAAUGGAUUUGCCUUUGCAACAGGUUCAGAUGAUGCUACUUGUAGACUUUUCGAUAUUCGAGCUGAUCAAGAAUUAGCAAUGUAUAGUCAUGACAACAUAAUUUGUGGUAUCACAAGUGUAGCCUUCAGUAAAAGUGGUCGAUUGCUUUUGGCUGGUUAUGAUGACUUCAAUUGUAAUGUUUGGGACUCCAUGAAAACAGAGCGAGCUGGUAAGAUUUCAGAAUGA
Phymastichus coffea is the source of this 1762-nucleotide messenger RNA. RefSeq names its product guanine nucleotide-binding protein G(I)/G(S)/G(T) subunit beta-1 (gene Gbeta13F). Lineage: Eukaryota; Metazoa; Arthropoda; Insecta; Hymenoptera; Eulophidae. Gene Ontology annotation, biological process: G protein-coupled receptor signaling pathway. Gene Ontology annotation, molecular function: protein binding; signaling receptor complex adaptor activity. The record is from RefSeq and is a predicted model, not a curated record. Gene Ontology annotation, cellular component: heterotrimeric G-protein complex; cytoplasm. The transcript is spliced from 6 exons. Bases 830 to 1762 code for a protein of 310 amino acids.